AUGCCCCCCUACGUGUACACCGGGACGGUGGACUGCUCCAAGGAAGUAGACUGCAGCGCCCUGGCAGGAAAAACAGCCAUCGUGACAGGCGGUGCCAAUGGCCUUGGUGAAGCGUACGUCCGGGCCCUCGUUGCAGCUGGAGUCUACGUCUGUAUCGGGGACAUCAAUACGGAGAAAGGCCAGAAACUUGAAGCCGUGCUACCAGGAACAAAAUUCGUCCCCUGCUCAACUGGCAUAUGGACCGACCAAGUCCGCCUAUUCGAAGCAGCAGUAGCCUUCUCCCCAACCAACCGGAUCCACUAUGUGAUCGCCAACGCAGGCAUUCACCGCGUAGAUGAAAUCUUUCAGCCGGGACCGCAAACCAACCCCCUAACCGAACCAGACCUAAGCAUCAUCGACAUCAACAUCAAAGGUCCCCUCUACACAGCCAAACUAGCCAUGCACUAUUUCAUCCGCCAGAACGGGACCACCCCCACCCCGGAGCAGGAAGAUACGUGCUUGAUCCUCAUCGGCUCCGGCGCCGCCUUCCUCGACGUGCCACGCUCACCGCAGUACAGUGCCAGUAAGUGGGCGAUGCGGGGUAUCAUGCAUUCUCUGCGUCGGACAGCCUAUUACUACGGGUCCAGAGUGAAUGUGAUUAGUCCGUGGUAUGUCCGGACGGGCAUUUUGUCCGAAGAGGCGUUUGCGCAUGUUGAACGGACUGGGGUGGAGUUUGCCACAGCGGAGGAUGCAGGGCGGUGCCUGCUAAGAAUUCUUGCGGAUGAGAAAGUCAAUGGACAUUCAUUUUUUGCCACAGCUCGGAAGUGGGCGGAUAAGGGGUUUGUGGAUUUGGAUUUGGAGGACUAUAAAGGUGAUGCGUUGCUGGGGGAGGUGCAGGAAAUGCAGAUGCGGAGUGCGCCGGUGGGAGCGGGGUUGUUUGCUUAG
Molecule: messenger RNA, 924 nt
Organism: Aspergillus udagawae
Lineage: Eukaryota; Fungi; Ascomycota; Eurotiomycetes; Eurotiales; Aspergillaceae
Product: putative short chain dehydrogenase/reductase
Exons: 3
Coding region: 1-924 (307 amino acids)
Molecular function (GO): oxidoreductase activity
Source: RefSeq, a predicted model, not a curated record